AUGGCUAGUCGUAUUGCCAUAGGACAGCUGUGCUCAACAGCAAAUUUAACCAAGAACCUUGGUGUAGUUACUAGUUUAAUUUCAAGAGCUCUAGAUAACGAUGUUAGUCUCAUCUUCUUCCCAGAGGCAACCGAUUAUCUAUCUCAAAAUGCAGCACAUUCGAGAAAACUAGCUCAAGAGACUCCUCAAUUCAUUUCCAGUCUUCAACUGGAAAUAAGGUCGCUGGUCAAGAAAUCAUCUAAAAAGAUUGACGUCUCGAUUGGUGUUCAUCUACCUUCCACUGGUCUGGAGCUACAGAAAGGUGAUGAUAGGGUCAAAAAUGUAUUGCUCUACAUAGACCAUCGAGGUGAAAUCUUACACAGUUAUCAAAAGAUGCAUCUUUUCGAUGUUGAUGUACCCAAUGGUCCAAUACUCAAGGAAUCCAAAUCAGUGCAACCAGGAAAAACUAUCCCAGAUAUACUUGAUACCCCAGCUGGUAAAUUGGGGACAGAGAUUUGUUACGAUGUCAGAUUUCCUGAACUUUCAUUAAAGCUAAGAGAAAAAGGUGCACAAAUCCUUUGUUUCCCUAGCGCAUUCACUAUGAAGACUGGCGAAGCUCACUGGGAAUUGUUGGCUAGGGCAAGAGCUAUUGAUACUCAAUGCUUCGUUGUAAUGCCAGCCCAAAAAGGUGAACACGAUGUAUCUGAUCCAAACUGGACUACUGGUGAGUCGAAAAAAAAUGUACAACGUAUCUCAUGGGGUCAUUCUAUGGUAGUUGACCCCUGGGGGACGGUCAUUGCACAUUCAGAUCCUAAUAACAAAACAGAUGAGCCUGAAUUAAUCAUUGCCGAUUUAGAUUACAAUUUACUUGAGAAUGUGAGGAAAAACAUGCCUCUGUGGGAUCAGCGUGCACUUAAACUAUAUACAUCAGUCAACGAUUAA
Molecule: messenger RNA, 921 nt
Organism: Zygosaccharomyces rouxii
Lineage: Eukaryota; Fungi; Ascomycota; Saccharomycetes; Saccharomycetales; Saccharomycetaceae
Gene: NIT2
Product: putative hydrolase
Exons: 1
Coding region: 1-921 (306 amino acids)
Molecular function (GO): hydrolase activity, acting on carbon-nitrogen (but not peptide) bonds, in linear amides
Source: RefSeq, a predicted model, not a curated record